AUGGUAUUGCUUCCUCGUGUUGGUAGAGAAUUCCAGGCUCAAAUUCCAGACCUUAUAACAGGACCUGAGUACAGUAGCUAUCUGAACAGGCCGGUUGACACAGAAAACGAAGAUCAUGUGCCCUUUGAUUUUUUUGUGGGAUUACCAGUACCAGUCACAUUGAUCAGAGAUAUCAGCACUGUCUCAGAGAAAAAGAAAGAUGAAAGGCUGGACUUUUCUGCGCAAUCAACUGACUCGCUUUCAACAGAUCCAUGUUACGUUUUGGUUCCUGGGGUCUGCCGUGAUUUAUGGAAUGAUACAGAAGAGGCAAGCUUUCUCCUUGGCUUGUACCUCUUUAAGAAGAAGUUUGUUGAGCUGAAGGAAUUUGUUGGAAGUAAAAAAAUGGGAGAAUUAUUGUUUUUCUACUACACAGCGUUUUAUAAGUCCUCUGGAUUUAAUACAUGGUCAACGUGUGGUGAAGGCAGAAAAGGGAAGCGUGCAUAUGGCACAUGGUUAUUCAAAGGUUUCAGGCAUCAGGAACUAUUAUCUCGUCUGAGUCCUCAGGUCUCCAAGGAAAGGCAGAAACUGCUGAGGGAGGUGACUGAAAAAUAUGCAGAGAAGGACAUGUCGCUAACCGAAUAUGUGUUCUCUAUAAAAUCUAUUGUUGGGUUAGAAACCUUUGUUAAUUCAGUUGCCAUUGGAAAAGGAAACCGAGAUCUAACAAGCAUGGUCCGUAGGCCUGUGCGGAUACCUGUUGGUGAAGCAUGUUCCAAUCUUGAACAUGCUGAGAUUGUGAAGAUUCGAACUGGACGUUGUCGUUUAACCAAAGUUCAGUCUAGUGAUUUGUUUUGGGAAGCCGUCUGGCCCCGUUUGCUGGCAAGAGGAUGGCACUCAGAACAGCCAAAAAACAAAGCUUCUCUGGUCUUUCUUUCUCCUUGUGUUGAGAAGUUUUCAAGAAAAUUAGUUAAAGGAAACCACUAUUUUGAAUCUUUUAAAGAUGUCUUGAGUAAGGUUGGUUCUGAACCAGAGCUUCUUCAGCUUGACACUUAUGAUGAAGGGGAGAAGAAGGAAGAGAAGGGGUUGAUUGAGGAGACCAAGGAGCAGCAAAAUUUGCCUAAGAAGCGUCGUUUUUCUUUGCCUCAUACAAGCCUCGAUAAUAAAAAAUCUGUCAAAUCCAAAAAAUUGAAAACUUUGCCAUCAGAAAUGAUAAUUGUUUCCCGACACAGUGAGGAGGAUACUUCUUUUGUCUCAACUAUUAAAUCCAAUUGCAUCCAAAACGUGUCGGUGGAUCAGCAAACAAGUAGUUCAAACCAACUUGUUCGGAUUGAUGGUCCAGAAACCAUAACGAAAGCAGAAAAGCAAAAGAAGUUGUACGACGACAAGCAGGCUCCAGAACUAGUAGAUAUUCAGUUGAGCCAAAAGCUGAAGAGAGAUAAUCUUGAUACUUCACUUUCAGUCAGGGAAAGUCACAGGACUACAACUGCUUGUACUAAUGAGGACACAGGUUCCGACAGGAGCACAUUUCCAUUGGUUCCGAGAUUUGGAUAUCUUGUUCAUGGUGGCUGCUCAGAUGUUCUUGACCCAAACAGCAAAGCAUUUUCUCAAGUGGGCUCAUCCCAAAAUAGGCGGCCAUUUACCAGUUCCCCAAAAGGAAACCCUUGUGGGAGCACUACUAGAGCUUCUCAAGAUGAAGAUUCUUAUGAUCAAGAAAAUUCUCAAUCUGGCAUGUUCAUGAUGACAAAUUUAGCAAACAUGCAAGAUGAUAUCACGAGCACCCAACAGGAUGCUUGCUGUGCACUUCAAACCUCUGCAGAUAAGAGUGCUCCAGAGCAGCCUAUUUACAUGAACUCUAGGAGACAAAGUACCAGGAAUAAACUACCAACUGCAAGAGCUCUUGAAGCCCUGGUAGAUGGAGAUUUGACAGUGAAGAGAAGGCGGAAGUAG
This is a messenger RNA of Daucus carota subsp. sativus, 1923 nucleotides long. RefSeq lists its product as uncharacterized. The coding region runs from base 1 to 1923 and encodes 640 amino acids. The transcript is spliced from 2 exons. Gene Ontology annotation, cellular component: nucleus. NCBI's taxonomy places the organism in Eukaryota, Viridiplantae, Streptophyta, Magnoliopsida, Apiales, Apiaceae. Gene Ontology annotation, molecular function: transcription corepressor activity. The record is from RefSeq and is a predicted model, not a curated record.